Messenger RNA from Pangasianodon hypophthalmus (striped catfish), 1409 nucleotides. Its product is annotated as trace amine-associated receptor 4-like. Gene Ontology annotation, biological process: adenylate cyclase-activating adrenergic receptor signaling pathway. The transcript has a single exon. Gene Ontology annotation, cellular component: membrane. The record is from RefSeq and is a predicted model, not a curated record. The coding region runs from base 152 to 1186 and encodes 344 amino acids. Gene Ontology annotation, molecular function: trace-amine receptor activity. Lineage: Eukaryota; Metazoa; Chordata; Actinopteri; Siluriformes; Pangasiidae.
GACUAUCUGCUAGAUGUAGAUGUGAUUUAUCAGCUAAAGUAGAUUUAAUGUGUUUUGUUUCAAGUGCUGGCGUUUGUACUUUAUUUAUUUAUUGAAAUUCAUAUAGUUGAACAGAAUUUUACUUGUAAAGGACACUUGUGAAUUUGUUUGGAUGGACACGCUGUUCAUGAAUAACACUGAUGUGGAGAUUUUGCUGCUCUGCUUCCCACACCAGCCUGACUCCUGCCUCCAAACGACACGCUUCUUUGUCAUUAGAGUGGUCAUGUACUUCUUAACACUAACUGCUAUUCUUAUGACUGUUUUUGGGAAUCUGUUGGUCAUCAUCACUAUUUCCCAUUUUAAACAGCUGCAUUCACCGACUAACUUCAUCAUCCUAUCCCUGGCCUUCGUGGACUUCAUGUUGGGCUGUCUGGUCAUGCCUUUCAGUAUGGUGCGAUGGGUGGAUGGCUGCUGGUUCUUGGGAGAUCUGUUUUGUCAAAUCCAUUCCAGUUUAGACAUGACACUAAGUAUUGCCUCCAUCCUGCACCUGUGUUUGGUUUCUAUUGACAGGUACAUGGCCAUUACCGACCCUCUGGGCUAUAAGAUGAAGGUGACAAAUGGAAAUGCGGCAGUGUGUAUCGCUAUCGUUUGGAUUUUUUCUUUCAUGUUCAGCUUUGGAAUUGUGUUUUCCAAAAUUAACGUUGCUGGUCUGGAUGAACAAAUGCUAAAAACCUGUGUCGGAAACUGUGUUUUGAUUUUUAACAAGGAAUGGGGUGUUAUCGCUCCACUUCUUAACUUUUAUAUUCCAGGAGCUGUAAUGACCUGUUUGUACCUUAAAAUUUUUCAUGUUGCAAGAAAACAGGCGAGAUUAAUUUCUGAUAGAACUGCUGCACUCACAUCUGGUGAGACAAAAAAACAAGUAUCGGAUCAGAGGGAGAGAAAAGCAGCUAAAACUCUGGGUAUUGUUAUGGGUGUUUUCCUUUUGUGUUGGCUGCCUUUUUUUCUCACCACUGUUAUUGACCCAUUUCUCAACUUUUCAACCCCUCUUGAUGUUUUUGAUGCACUUAUCUGGUUUGGUUACUUUAAUUCCAUGUUUAAUCCUCUGAUCUAUGGAUUUUUCUAUCCCCGUUUUCAGAAGGCAUUUAAGAUUAUCAUUGUAAGAUAUCUUUUUCACCUCAAAAGCUCAAGCAACUUAGUGCUUCAGUGAUUCUACUGGGCAGAAUUGUUACUGGCAUAAAAUGCAAUUUUGAUGUUCACAACCUGGAUUGGUUUCUGUAUUGGUCUUCAUAAUCAGAAUUCAUAUCAUUUUGAAUUUCAGGAACAUGCUAUAUACAAUAAUUUGUGUACAGUGUCAGGUGCAGGUUUGAAACAUUUACAGGAAACACUGUAAAUAGUAUUGAAGUAGAGGAAGUGAAAGUAAAAAAAGCAGA